AAUAAAGUAACUAAGCCAAAUGCAUACCCUCUACCUUGUAUUGCUGAUAUGAUUGAUGCUUUGGCUCAUAGUCAAUACUUUUCAACUCUUGAUCUCACUUCUGAAUUCUGGCAAAUAGAAAUGGAACCU
Messenger RNA from Scutellospora calospora, 129 nucleotides. The record is from the annotation of a GenBank genome assembly. Lineage: Eukaryota; Fungi; Glomeromycota; Glomeromycetes; Diversisporales; Gigasporaceae.